AUGAUCUCUAGCGUUCUGCUGUCGUCCCGCGGCGUGGGUGGUGACGCGCCGACGCUUGCGCUGCACACCGUAUCAGCGUUUGUCGCUCGCGGAGCCCUUCUUGAGGCGGCAUGGCAGCCCAACGUGACGGAGGAGCAGCUGCAGCCUGACGAGGCGGCUGCGGCCGCCGCCGCCGCCGCUGCGGGGGCGGCUGCCGCGUCGGCCGCCGCGGUGGACCCUUUUGGCAUCGUGGUGGACGAGGUCCAGGCGGUGUCUGAGCGCCUGCGCCACAGCGUCGUGAGCAACGUGCCCGCGCUCAAGCUGGCCGCGGACUACUAUUUCCGGCCCGGCGUCCAGGGCAAGCGCCUGCGCCCGACGCUGCUGCUGCUGCUCGCGUCGGCGCUCUCGGGCCGCCCGCCCGGCGGCGCCGGCGCCGCGGACUGGGCGGCGCCCGACCUGCGGCCGCCGCACGAGCCGCCGGCGGAGCCGCGGCGGCGUGCGCAGCGCGUGGCGGAGAUCGCGGAGACGAUCCACGUCGCCAGCCUGCUGCACGAUGACGUCAUCGACGACGCCUCGACGCGCCGCGGCGUGCUGAGCCUCAACGCGAGCGUGGGCAACAAGCUCGCGAUCCUCGCGGGCGACUUCCUGCUCGCGCGCGCGAGCGUCACCCUGGCGUCACUCCGCGACCACGAGGUGACGGAGCUGAUGAGCCGCGUCCUGGAGAACCUCGUGUCGGGCGAGGUGAUGCAGAUGACGGCGGGCGAGGAGGCGCUGGGGUCGCUCGACCAUUACAUGACCAAGACGUUCUGCAAGACGGCGAGCCUCAUGGCUAACAGCGCGCGCUGCGUCGCCAUCGUGGCCGGCGCGCCGCCCGCGGCGCGCGACGCGGCGUGGGAGUACGGGCGGCACCUCGGGCUCGCGUUCCAGAUUGUGGACGACAUUCUUGAUAUCACGGGCAGCAGCAGCGUGCUGGGCAAGCCCGCGCUCAACGACAUGCGCGCCGGCAUCGCGACGGCCCCGGUGCUGCUCGCCGCGCGUGAGCAGCCGGCGCUGCUGCCGCUGAUCCGGCGCAAGUUCAAGGGCGCCGGCGACGUCGCGGCAGCGGUCGAGCUCGUGGCGGCGGGCAGCGGCGUCGCGGCCGCGCGGGCGCUCGCGGCGGAGCACGCGGCGAUCGCGGCGGCGCAGGUGCGGGCGCUGCAGCCGGCGGCGUGCGCGCACGCGCAGCUGUGCAGCGAGGCGCUGGUUAGCAUAACGCAGCGCGUGCUGACGCGCAGCAAAUGA
Molecule: messenger RNA, 1260 nt
Organism: Monoraphidium neglectum
Lineage: Eukaryota; Viridiplantae; Chlorophyta; Chlorophyceae; Sphaeropleales; Selenastraceae
Product: geranyl diphosphate synthase
Exons: 3
Coding region: 1-1260 (419 amino acids)
Biological process (GO): ubiquinone biosynthetic process; isoprenoid biosynthetic process
Cellular component (GO): transferase complex
Molecular function (GO): prenyltransferase activity
Source: RefSeq, a predicted model, not a curated record